UCAAGUCACCUCCAUAAAUCGCACUGAAAAAGACGGCCUUCAAACAUUUCUCAAGAACCCUCCAAACACCAAUCGAAAUUCGAACUUACUCUAAUCGUGGAGGAUCCUCCUUUUGCUGAUCUUUUGUUUUGGUUUGUUUAAUUUUAGCUUUGGCUUUGGCUUUGGCGGUUUUGGAAUCGAGGCGAGGUGAUUUCUCGAAUUGAUCAUACAUGGUGUCAGUUUACCCUAAUCCACCUCCAGAUCAAGACUUUUGUGGCUUCCACGGCCUCCAAAUGGGCGGGGAUUUGAUCAAGCUUCCGGGGAUGGAAACAGACGGCGGUAAUUUGCCUCACACGGCUCCUGUCGGUAAUGUGGCUUCGGCCGUAGAGGAUGCUAGUAAGAAGAUCCGGAAGCCGUACACGAUCACCAAGUCCAGAGAGAGCUGGAGCGAGCAGGAGCAUGACAAAUUUCUCGAAGCUCUUCAUCUAUUUGAUCGUGACUGGAAAAAGAUCGAAGCUUACGUUGGGUCUAAGACUGUUAUCCAGAUUCGCAGUCAUGCUCAGAAAUAUUUCUUGAAAGUCCAAAAGAAUGGAACAAGCGAGCACGUACCUCCCCCUCGUCCAAAGAGAAAAGCAGCCCAUCCCUAUCCACAGAAGGCCCCCAAAAAUGCUGCAGGAGCUCAGCAAUCUUCGACUGCUCGUCUAGAGUCUGGAUAUGUAUUGGGACCCGAUUCGUUGUCAAUACCUGAAAAUCAAAUGGCCAGUGCACCGUUGCCUUGGACUUACAAUGCUGUGCCGCCAGUGUGUUUGACACCUAUUCAGAAAGGGGAUAUUGGAUUUUCCAGCUUUGCCAACACUUACAGCAGCAGCAGCAAUGAAAGCAAUCCUCGAGUAUGGACACCUGACAAAGCACAUAGUGAAAGAAAAGCUAGGCGGUGCAAUUCAACAAGGGUCAUGCCCGAUUUUGCUCAAGUUUAUGGGUUCAUUGGGAGUGUCUUUGAUCCAACGGCAAGUGAUCACUUGAGAAGGCUAAGAGAGAUGGACCCUUUAAACGUUGAGACGGUGCUAAUGUUGAUGAAGAAUCUCACGGUCAAUUUGAUGAGCCCUGAAUUUGAGAAUCAUAGGAAGUUGCUGUCAUCGGGCAACAGCACUGGAGACAAACACAUGCCGGUCCCAACUACCUAACCUCUGUGCGCAGUCAUGGUAACGUAUGCUUAAUUUUGCCAUCUUCGAUGGUGACAAAUCAGGGUAGCAAUAGACACACAAUGUGUUUGUGUUACCACUGAUUAGUCACCGUUAAAUAUGUACAUAGCCCGGAUCAUGUCCUUCGAGUCUGUCAGAUGGCAUUAUCAGCAGCUAUUGCGCGCAUAUAUAUAUAUAUAUAUGUGUGUGUGUAUGUAUGUAUUAUAUGUUUAUAGUUUGAUUAGAAUUUAUUGUUGUUUGAUUAGAAUCUAGUAGAGCGAGCAGGUGAGAGGUGUGGUUGGAAGUUUUGUAGUAGUGUUGUUUUGAUUGUAUAGUUUAGUUUUUGUUGGAUGCCUAAAGCUUUUCAGUAGUGA
Messenger RNA from Andrographis paniculata, 1534 nucleotides. RefSeq names its product protein REVEILLE 6-like. The transcript is spliced from 8 exons. Bases 210 to 1163 code for a protein of 317 amino acids. Gene Ontology annotation, molecular function: DNA binding. Lineage: Eukaryota; Viridiplantae; Streptophyta; Magnoliopsida; Lamiales; Acanthaceae. The record is from RefSeq and is a predicted model, not a curated record.